CUCCCUCACCCGCGCCUGCUUACAAGCUCCCCGGGGCCGCAGGUGCGGACCACGGCAAAAUCCCACGCCCCGCGGAGAUCCGCCACCUCCAGGGAGGGGAAGGGGAGGCGAGGGCCGGUGACGCUCCCAGGCUGAUGUCUCAGAUUGUACCUUUUUAGCCAAGAAGCAUGGAGGUAAUUCACGGCAGGCCUUACUGUUGCAGGGAGCUUGAAGGAGCUGACAUAUUGUCAAACACCUUUUACUCUAAUCAAGUACACACUCCACUGCAAACAGCCACUCGCCCAACUGCCUCAGAGGACAGGUACCAGGAAUUAAGAGAGUCACUCCAGCAGUGCAGGCGUCCAUGGGGCGCUGAAAGAGAAUAUGGUGGGAUAAUACCAAUCUCCCUCCCAGAGGAGCACAGGCCAAAAUGUGAGCCUCCCCGUGUCAUGGGCAAAGGACAUCAGCACUACGGGUUUGGUGGAAAAAUCUGGCCAAGAAAGCUUCCUAUUGAACAAUUCUAUUAUUUGACAGAGAACAAAAAAAGUGACAUCUAUGAAAAUGAUUCUUUGUUACCCAAACCACCUAAUUCAACAGUAGGGGAGACGUGCUCGCCAUACCCCAUUGAACACCCCUUCCACACCCACAUCUCUCGCGGCGCCAUGUUCCCGACCUUUACAUCGCCUGAGGAUCUCUACACGGGCGUCAGAGCCCACAACUGCCAGCCCUUCCCUCCCACUGUGCCAACCAACCCUUAUGACACAAGAGUUUUGAAGACAAGAGGCAAUCCUUACAGAUAUGAACUGCUUGAUUUUCCCAUGGAUUCAAGGAAGAAAGCAUUGACUUGGCCUGGUCAGGGCGUAUAUUAUGAUUUUCCUAAAUAUGUUGAGAAAAAUAAGCCAGUAUUCUACCCAAAACCUCCUAAAACCUUCGCUCCUAACACGUCCUUAAAUUCGUGGGACCCUAUUUACUCUGCAAAAGAAGCCAACAUACGAAGGAACCUUGAGAGGUCACACUGGAUCACUUCAUACACUCAUGAUUUUACAGGUCUGGGGCCCAUGAACCCACUUGAACUGGAUGAUUAUCAUGAAAAGGAGGUAGCAGAGUUAACUGGACAGAUAGGAUUUGACCCAGAGCCUCAAGAAAAAUUCCAUCCUGCCUUAAAACCUCCCAGGCCCUUGGAAGGACGAAUUGCCCGACUGAUUCAGAACCAGCGUCCUCUGGAGGCUAUUGUCCAGCAAAGACCACCUUCCUGUCCAGAUUGUACUCCUAGGGUUUUAUGUACAUUUCAUACUUUUAUACCCAGUUCCACAGAAAUGAUGGCACUUGGCGAUAACACACCAGCUGGUGUGACCCAUAAAAACCAGGAUAUUGAAGAGAAGAUUAAGAAAGAACAGAGCUUGCUAUCUACCUAUCCACUCUCACCUUGUUACCCAACAAAAGAUCUGACUAGCAAUUAUGACAUAAAACCAUUUCCAAAAAUCACAGAUACUAAAAAGACAGACGAUUUGUACUGGAGACAGCUGUACUUUACCCAACCCAUACCUUACUGUAAACCAAACCAUUGCACUCACUGUGAACAUUUUAAAUCUUCCCUACAUGAUCAGGAUACUACAUGUCCAAACCCUGUUAUCCUUAGUAAGCCUAGUAUUUUACAAAACAAACUAGACACAGAAGCUUCCACUUUAGAACAUUUUUUGAGGAUGCCAGAAGAACAGUUGUGCUCGAACAUGGAAAAUGACGAAGAAACAAGACCCAUUCUGGGUUGGAUUCCUAGAGCCGGAGUGGCCAAGCCACAGACCAACUUGCUGGAGCUUAAGAAUGCUUUUUCAAAAACUGAUGCCCAAAAUCGUUUCCAUAAAUCAAUUCUAGAAGACCCUAAAGACCUCAGAGAUAAGGAGCAUUCAGGGAUGAAACACCAAUUCUAUGGAUAUAAUUCCUAUUAUUUCUAUAAUUGAGAUACUCAUUCUUCUCUUCAAAACCCAGCCUCUUGCAAGAAAAAAUAUAUAUAACAGAAUUUCCUUCAAAUUGCUGGAUUCUGUUUUCUAGAUUAAGUCAUAAGGGCCUGGUUAAUGAGGUUUAUGUUUUCAGGAAUUUAAAUUAGGAUCGGUCAGAGGAACCCAGAAAAGAUGAUGUCCUGACUUCUUGAAAAGUUUAAAAUAAAAUAUUAGAACCAGAAAAAUAUGUAUUCUUUAGUCUCAUUUUCACAUUAUACUCCAAGGAAAUUAUACAAAAUCAUGAAAAACAAUGUGUACCACAAAGUUUACAUCAUCGUUUUACAAAAAAUAAAAAUGUAAAAAGAACUCUCCUGCUUAAUAAUCAAUGGAUGACCAUAAAAACUAUAUAGUACCUUAACAAAAUAAAUAUGAGAACACUAUUCUAAUCUGUAAAUGUUUGCACAAAAUGAUACUAGUUAGGAAAGACAAAACUUAAAAAUGCCCAGUUAAUUGAGGAAUGGACAGUUCUACAAACUCUAUUCAUAAA
Carlito syrichta (Philippine tarsier) is the source of this 2463-nucleotide messenger RNA. RefSeq names its product chromosome unknown C7orf31 homolog (gene SPMIP4). The record is from RefSeq and is a predicted model, not a curated record. Lineage: Eukaryota; Metazoa; Chordata; Mammalia; Primates; Tarsiidae. Gene Ontology annotation, cellular component: centrosome. Bases 168 to 1937 code for a protein of 589 amino acids. The transcript has 10 exons.